AUGACUUCCAAGCAGACGCUCGUCGUCGCGAUCGCCGUGGCCGCCCUCACCAUCGCCUUCCUUCCGGGGCUCGCCGUCGCCAUGGAACACGUGGUCGGCGACGACAAGGGCUGGGCCCUCGAUUUCAACUACACGGCCUGGGCUGAGGCCAAUCAGUUUGUGAUCGGCGACACGCUAGUGUUCGAGUACGGGAUCGCCGGCCACGACGUGGUGGAGGUGGGCGGGCCGGAUUUCCUCGCUUGCAACCAGCCGGAGAACGCCGUCGUCUGGUCCUCCGGUGAGGACCGGGUCGCGCUCCACAAGGCCGGACCGCGGUGGUUCUUCUGCGGCACGGACCAGCACUGCGAGAGGGGGAUGAAGCUCAAGAUCACCGUCCUCGAGACCGCCCCACCGGCUCCCCAACCCAAGCCCCCGUUGGUUGCUCCACCGCCGUCCAGCCCCGCAGGCAAGCUGGGGGCGUGCUUGCGGGAGGCAGCUGCCGUGGUCACCGCGCUCGCCGUGGCCAUGCUCGUGCUCUAG
Molecule: messenger RNA, 519 nt
Organism: Triticum turgidum subsp. durum (durum wheat)
Lineage: Eukaryota; Viridiplantae; Streptophyta; Magnoliopsida; Poales; Poaceae
Source: the annotation of a GenBank genome assembly